GCAGUCGCGAGACGGCAGCGGCGGCUCUCAAACAACAGCAGAUACCAUUCCAGAACGUUGCGUCGACGGAAACUACGUACUGGUUGACUGUAGCGUCAUUUCGGACGUCAUAUACGCAGUGGGGAAAGCAGUAGUGCAAGCAGAGUCUAAUUACGGUGCAAUCAUAGGGCAAGCAGAGGGCCUGCCUGCCUGCAGAGAGUGAGAGCGGGACACAACACAAUGAUUACCUAGCGGGGGCCGGAGACCCAAAUUAACAUAUUGCUAAAGGGAUUAGAAACAAAAAAAAUACUUCAACAACACCAAUACACCACAAAAACAACAACAACAACGAAAGAUGUCCAAUAUCCAAGAGGAGACGUCAGCAGCGACGCUGACGUCAGUGUCUAGGAAGGAGGAAAAGUUGACGACGUUAGGGGAAAGAACGAAGAUAAAUUGUUUGAAAUAUAAUGCAUUCUACAAUAAUAAUGCAAUAACACCAACAAUUGAGGUAUUAGCUACAACAGCAACAACAAAAACAACAACAACAACAAUCGGAGCAGCGGCAGGAGCAGCAACAACAUUAUCGCCCAGCAACAUUUGUGUCUUGUGUCGGCAACAAAUGACUGAGGAGACAUGUGGCUGCUGUGUAACUAAAGCAGUGGAAUCACCAUCACCAUCACCAACUCUGGUGGCAACUCGGCCAAGAAUAUCACACGUAGCAGAAUUUUGCUUUGAAUCAAAUACAAUUACAUUUGUAGAACGUCCAAUUAAGUGGGUGGAAGAACCAUUAUGGUGCAACUUUGAUUGGGGAACGUAUUUCGUACAUGCAGGAAAAUUGGAAUGCAGAAGAAAGGAUAAUGAUGAUGAUGGUAAUGGUAAUGGUAAUGAUGACGAUGAUGAUGAUUAUAGAGACAACACAAAGAACAAUCGACGGCUACGGCAGGAUCACUUCAAUAUCUAUAGCAAUUGCCACAAUAUACUGAGAACGCUGCAAUCGUUGCUGCUGCUCAUGCAGAAUAGUGCCAUAUUCACAAAGCGACGUAGAAGGCAGCAGCAGCAGCAGCAGGGGGUGCAGGAGCAGAAGCAGGAGCGGGAGCAGAAGCAGGAGCAGAAGCGGGAGCCACAAAACCAACUAAAACAAAAAUAUGUAAAUUAUUAUACAAAAUUCCUAUUGCUGUUGGAGACAAUAUCAGCAGCAACCACAACAAGACUGAGUUUAAGCCGUAAAAAAUACAACAAAUAUAAUUCUAUACAUAAUCAACAACAACAACAACUACAACUACAACAACUAGGGAGUAAACGUGCCACAUCACAAGUUCAACAACAGAAACAGAAAGAGCAGGAGCAGCAGGAGCAGCAGCAGCAGCAGCGGCGUCAACGAUUUCAUCACAAACACCAACGUCACCAUCAUCAGCAUCAGCAUAAUGGAAUACCCAGUCUGGCUUUGAUAUUAGCUGGCCUGCUGGCAUUGCAUGCCACCACAGCCAUGCAACUGCAACCGCAACGGCAACCGCAACCAGAUGAGAUCUACCAAGAACAAACCCAUGAAAAUCUGCAACAGGAGCAACAGCAACAGCAACAGCAUCGGCAUCAGCAUCAGCAUACGCAGGACGAUAUAUCCGAUAGAAUUGAGUUCCGAUUGCGUCGGGCCAGCAGCAGCAGUGGCAGCAGCAGCGGCAGGCCCAACGAUCAGAUACGAUUGUCACACAACGAAAGAACCUGCAAGUCAAUGGACAUACGGAACACGGCCAGGGAGUUCAGUCAGCUGUCCAACUGCACCAUCAUUGAGGGCUUCCUGCUGAUCACACUGAUUAACGAUGCCGAUCAUCUGAACGAGUCGUAUCCGCAGCUGACGGAGGUCACCGAAUAUGUGCUCGUGUAUCGGGUGAACAAUCUGGUGUCGCUGUCGAAGGUGUUCCCCAAUCUGAGCGUGAUACGCGGCAACAUACUGUUCGAUGGGUACGCCCUGGUGGUCUACUCGAAUCGCGAUCUGCAGGAUCUGGGACUGUCCAAGCUGCGGGCCAUCGCCAAUGGGGGUGUGCGCAUCGAGAAGAAUCCGACGCUGUGCUUUGUGCACACCGUCAACUGGCUGCACAUCAUGGCCGAGAAUGCCACCAAGUCGGAGGUGGUGCUGCAAACGAAUCGCAACGAGGCCACCUGCCCCAAGUGUCCGGGCGAGAUCAAGGGCGGCGAUGUCCAGGACAUGAACGGUUCGAAUGGUGGCGAGCCGAGUGUCAGCUGCCCGGAGGAUGCGGACCACAAGCGCUACUGCUGGGACACCAAAUCGUGUCAGACAAUUUGCCCCAAGGAGUGCCGCAACAACUGCAUCGAUGAGCAGCACUGCUGCAACAAGGCCUGUCUGGGUGGCUGCAUCAAGGACAAAAAUGGCCACAAUGGCCAAAAUGUGUGCAUCAGCUGUCGCUAUCUAUCGAUAUACAAUACCACCUGUGUGGAUACCUGUCCAGAGGGUUUCUAUCGGUACGACAGACGCUGCAUCACGGCCGAAAUGUGCGAACAGAUUGGCACCAAAUACGAGACCAAGGAGAUGCCUUUGGCCCACUACAAUGGCCAGUGCACGACACGCUGCCCCAAGGGCUACCAAAUGGAGAACAGCACCUGCGUCAAGUGCCAGGGCCAGUGCGAGAAGACCUGCGAGGGUGAACUGAUUGAUAGUCUGGUGCGGGCGAGAGAUUUUCAUGGCUGCACCAGAAUCGGACCAAACAAUGGCCUCACCAUCAGCAUCAAACGCGAGGGCAGAUCACACAUUAUGGAGGCCCUGGAGUUUGGACUGGCAUCGGUGCACACGAUUGAUACCUACCUGAAGGUGCAUCUGACCUAUGGCCUCACCUCGUUGCGGUUCUUCAAGGCACUGCGUGAGAUACGUGGCGCGCCCAUGCUGGAGAAUCUGUACGCUCUGUAUGUGCUGGAGAACAACGAUCUGGAGGAGAUUUGGGGGCCCAAUCAGACGGUGUACAUACGAAAUGGUGGCGUCUUCUUUCACUUCAAUCGAAAGCUGUGCGUGUCGACGAUCAACGAACUGCGCCCGAUGAUGGCCUCCAAGCCGGAGUCGUUCAACAAGAGCGAAGUGGCCACCGAUUCGAAUGGCAAUCGAGGAUCAUGUGGCACGGCCAAGAUACUGGUUACAGUGGACGGCACCAGACCCCGCAUUGCAUUAGUGAAGGUGGAUAAAGAAUCCGUGAUCCUGGGCGAUCCAGUGGGCUCGAACAAGACGAUAAGCAACACAUCGAUAUUCUUCAAGGAUCCGCGUGCAUUUAUUGGCUUUCAGUUCUAUCAUAUGAUCGAUCCGUAUGGCAAUGCCACAAAGAGCAGCUACCAGCCAUGCGAUGACAGAUGGACCGUCAGUGAUCCGAUUAAGGUGUUUGGCCACAUCUUUGUCGAUCUGAUACCCUACACGCAGUAUGCGUUCUAUGUGCGCACCAUGGCCAUCUCCUCCGAGUCGACAAAUGGCCAGAGCGAUGUCAUGUACUUUCGCACGAUGCCCGCCCAGCCGUCAAUGGUGCCGGCCAUCACGGCCACUUCGGUUUCCAGUUCGGAAAUUCAAGUCACUUGGAAUCCGCCAAGGUAUCCGUACAGCAAGCUGACGCAUUAUUAUGUCAAGGCAGAGCUGACCAUACGGACAGCCAAGGAUACGCCACAGCGCAACUAUUGCGUGGAUCCCAUUGUUAAGGCCAUGGACAAUGAGUUGAUUGUGGCCCCAACGCCGGCAGAGAAAACCCAACCGGAUCCCCUAACGCGCGAGGGGGACUGCAAAUGCGAGGAGGGCAGCAGAAAGACCGCCGAUCGGGAUCAAGACGAUCGCCGAAUACACGCCCAGAUGGAGUUUGAGAAUGCCUUGCAGAACUUUAUCUACGUGCCGUCACCGAAGAAGGCGCAGGGCAAGGCUGGCGCAGGUGCUGGGGCCGGUGCAGGUGCGGUUGUCGGCCUGCUGCCCUCCGCCAACAGCAUUGACGAUGGCAGUGGUCCGGGAAACGCCAUCCGACGGCGACGGGAUAUUGAUUUUGAGUCUGGAUUCGAGAGAUUGGGCGGCAGCUUUCUGCUGCGGCAUGUGCGUGCCCUCAAGGACGAGCCCCUGAACAUAUCGACGCCGAGCAUUGUGGAUCCCGAGGCGUGGGUGAACGAGACGCGAAUGUCGGCCCUCGGCGACUACUACGAGGUGCUGGGCGCCCAGGUGCUGGCCAACACGACCUCCUUCUCGUUCAAGCGGCUGCGGCAUUUCACACUCUACACGAUCUUUGUGGUGGCAUGUCGCGAGCGAGCGGGUCCCACCGACAAGGAGCCCAUCUGCAGCUCCAUGAAUCCCAUUUACAAGCUGACCAACAGGAAGGACGAUGCCGACAUGGCACGCAACCUGACUGUGGCCCGGGAGAACGCGAAUAACACUCAGUCCUCGGUGCGAUUGCGUUGGCUGCCGCCCAGCGAUCCCAAUGGCGAUAUUGUGGCCUACGAGCUGGCCUAUCGCCUGCAGAAACCCGAUCAGGUGGAGGAGAAAAAGUGCAUCCUAGUGGCGGAUUUCCUCAAUCUCACCGACGGCUAUCCGCUGCAUCUGAACGAGGGCAACUACAGCUUUCGGGUGCGUGCCAAUUCCCUGGCGGGGCAGGGCAUCUACUCGGAGUUCGUCUACAUCGAUGUUCAGCCACGACCAAGCUAUGAGAAGUACGUGAUCUGGUUCUCGGGCAUCAUCUGUGUCCUGGUGAUUGUCUGCCUGAUGGUCUAUGUGCGGCAUCUGCGCAAGAAGGGACGGCCCAACGAUCUGCACAUGAACACGGACGUGAAUCCGUUCUAUGCGAGCAUGCAGUACAUACCGGACGACUGGGAGGUGCUGCGCGAGAACAUCAUCCAGUUGGCGCCGCUCGGCCAGGGCUCCUUUGGCAUGGUGUACGAGGGCAUACUGAAGUCGCUGCAGGGCAACGCCGACCAGGAGUGCGCCAUCAAGACGGUCAACGAGAAUGCCACCGACAGGGAGCGUACGAAUUUCCUCAGCGAGGCCAGUGUGAUGAAGGAGUUCGACACGUUCCAUGUGGUUCGACUGCUGGGCGUCUGCUCGCGGGGCCAGCCCGCCCUGGUCGUCAUGGAGCUGAUGAAGAAGGGCGAUCUAAAGUCCUAUCUGCGCGCCCAUCGGCCCGAGGAGCGCGACGAAGCGAUGCAGGCGUAUCUGAAUCGCAUCGGCGUCACCGGUAAUGUCCAUCCGCCCACCUAUGGCCGCAUCUAUCAGAUGGCCAUCGAGAUAGCCGACGGCAUGGCCUACCUGGCUGCGAAGAAGUUUGUCCAUCGCGAUCUGGCGGCACGUAACUGCAUGGUCGCCGAGGAUCUGACGGUGAAGAUCGGUGACUUUGGCAUGACGCGCGACGUGUACGAGACGGACUACUACCGCAAGGGCACCAAGGGUCUGCUGCCCGUGCGCUGGAUGUCGCCGGAGAGUCUGCGCGAUGGCGUCUAUUCCAGUUCCAGCGAUGUCUUCAGCUUCGGUGUGGUGCUCUGGGAGAUGGCCACGCUGGCGGCCCAGCCCUAUCAGGGCAUGUCCAACGAGCAGGUGCUGCGCAACGUCAUCGAUGGUUGCAUUAUGGAGCGGCCGGAGAACUGUCCCGAUGUGUUGCACAAGCUGAUGCAUCGCUGCUGGCACCAUCGGCCGUCGGCGAGGCCCAGUUUCCUGGACAUCAUUGCGUAUCUGGAGCAGCAGUGCCCCGAUUCGGAGUUCAAGGACGUUUCGUUCUAUCACUCGGAGGCGGGACUGGUGCACCGUGAGAAGGAGCGCAAGGAGCGCAGCCAGAACGAUGCCUUUGCGGCAGUGCCGCUGGACCAGGACCAGGAGGAUGCCACAAUGCCGCUCAGGGUGGGCGACUAUCAGGGCUACAAGUCCAACAUGGACCCCAACUCAUCCCUUGACCAGGCUGCAGAGAGUCCCAUUGCCCUGGUGGACGAUCAUGUCACCCAUUCGCCCUUCAGCCUGCAGUCUGGGUUCAUUGUGAGCAGCACUCCCGACGCCCAGUCGACGAUGCCCACGGCGGGGGCCUCGCAUGGCGACGAUGCGUCUGCCUAUGUGCAGCCGGACGCCGAGGCCUUGGUCGCCGAUCGGGGCUACGAGAUCUACGAUCCGAGUCCGAACUUUGCCGAGCUGCCCACGAGCCGAAGCGGCAGCACCGGCGGUGGUGGAGGCGGCGGUAAGCUGAGCGGGGAGCAGCAUUUGCUGCCGCGAAAGUCUCGCCAGCCCAUCAUCAUGAGCAGCUCCAUGCCCGACGAUGUGAUUGGCAUUGGUGGAGGCGGCUCCUCCCUGCAGCCAUCGACGGCCUCGGCGGCCAGUUCGAAUGCCAGCUCCCACACAGGUACAAGCGGCGGCGGCGGCCGCUAUCCCAGCCUGAAGCGAGUCGUGGCCGACACGCUGCGGAACAGGGCCAACAUCUUCAAUCGUCAUCUGUUCAACCACAAGCGCAGCGGCAGCAAUGCCAGCUACAAGAGCAGCGCCUCGAAUGCACCCAGCACCAGCAGCAAUUCGAACCUCACCAGCCAUCCGGUGGCCAUGGGCAAUCUGGGCACCAUCGAGAGCGGCGGCAGUGGCUCUGCGGGCAGCUACACGGGCACACCGCGCUUCUACACGCCCACUGCGACGCCCAGCGGCGGGGCAUCGACCAUUAUCAGCGAUAAUCCCAACUACAGGCAGCUGGACGAGUCGAUAACGAGCGGUGGCACGACCAGGUCGCCGGGUAACUCCUGGAGCCAACGAACGGAUAGCGAACAGGCCACAAUACUGACCACCAGUAGUCCGAAUCCCAACUACGAGAUGAUGCAUCCCACAACGGGGCAGGGUCCGUUACAGGGACAGGCACAGAGACAGAGUCAGGGUAACUCCAACUCUAAUGCAGGGGCAGGAGCAAACGACAAUCCCAACUAUGUGCUGAUGAGCGAGCCAGAGCUGGUAAUUAGCAGCAAUCCAAGCUACGCCUUCAUGCAUGCACCGCAGUCCCGUCUGAGCAGCUCCGAUGAGGACAACGACCUGGAGGAGGACGACGCCGAGGAUGAUGACGACGACGACGAAGACGAAGACGAGGACUUGGAUGAUGAGCAUGUGGAGCACAUAAAAAUGGAGCGCAUGCCGCUGAGUAGGCCCAGGCAGCGAGCGCCCAGCAAACCGAAUCCGCAGCGCAGUCGAAGCGUCAGCCAGACGCGAAAGUCGCCAACUGCAGCGGCAAACUCUGGAGCGGCGCGGGCAGCAGCUGAAGCAGUGGCAGCGGCGGCCAGUAAUGUUUCCAAUUCGCUGAAGGAGAACUGGCUGAGGCAGGCGAGCGGUUCGACGCGGCCACCACCACCAAAUGGAUUCAUAGGACGUGAAGCGUAGUCCACGAGGGACGAAAGGAUGCAAAGGCAAAGAGAGUGUAAAUAGAGUGGAGUGGAGAUGCCUAUGGGAACUGUAAAUUCGCUUCGAUUAACAAUUUAGGAUUAAGGCCAAGCAACCCCAACCCCAACCGCCCCCACACAUCUAUGUAUAAAUUGUAAUCAUUUUUUUUUGGAUUAAGCCUAUUUAUGUUAACGUAUUCGUUUAGUAUUUACACACGAUAGUUUUUGUUUUGUUUAAAUCAAUGAAACUAGAGCCGUUAAAACAAUACAAAACAAACAACAAAAACAAACAACAAAAACAAACAACAAACAAACAAAAACAAAACAAAACAGACAAACAGAUAGAAAAGCGAAAGCGAAGCAAAAACAAGUCCUACAUGCAAAUAACAAAAGUACAAAAGCCAACAACCAACCAACCUAAGUACCGUUUAAAUAGACAUACAAAUUCUACCAAUUACCAAUUAUAAAUUAUUGAAUUAUGAGCCACUACCUAAUACUACAACUACUACUACUACUACUACUUAUACUAUUACUUAUA
Molecule: messenger RNA, 7867 nt
Organism: Drosophila obscura
Lineage: Eukaryota; Metazoa; Arthropoda; Insecta; Diptera; Drosophilidae
Product: insulin-like receptor
Exons: 11
Coding region: 335-7330 (2331 amino acids)
Biological process (GO): positive regulation of MAPK cascade; cell surface receptor protein tyrosine kinase signaling pathway; positive regulation of phosphatidylinositol 3-kinase/protein kinase B signal transduction
Cellular component (GO): axon; insulin receptor complex; membrane
Molecular function (GO): ATP binding; insulin receptor activity; insulin receptor substrate binding
Source: RefSeq, a predicted model, not a curated record